AUGAGCGAAACAAAUGGCGACAGCAAGCCCUUCCGCAUCGCCAUAGUAGGCGGUGCCAUAGGCGGGCUCACAACAGCGCUCUUUCUAGACCACUUCUGCCGCCGGCUCCCAGGCCAGAAUGGCAAACCUCUGCCGCCGAUCGCCAUCGAUGUUUAUGAGCAGGCGAGCGAGUAUAAGGAGAUCGGCGCGGGCGUGGGGCUGGGCAUCAACGCGGCCAAGCUUGUGCACCACAUUGACGGCGUCGGUGCAGCCAUGAACGAGAUCCAAGGCCGGACAGACAGCUCGUGGUUCACUUUCUGCCGGUGGGAUAACGGGAAGUUCAUCACCCACGUCGAUAGCCCCGUGUCCGACGAGGACGUGGUGAGGCCGUCGAGCAUGGCGCGCAGCGAGUUCUUGGAUGUGCUGCUUGGCUUUAUUCGUGAGAGGCAUGUUGCGACGCUGCACACGAACAAGAAAUUUACUUCUGUGAAGGACCUCGGCGAGGGGGGCGUCGAGAUAUCAUUCAAGGACGGAACCACAGCCGAGGCGGAUCUCCUGAUCGGCUCGGACGGGAUCCACUCCGAGGUCAGGAAGCAGUUCAUCACCGGCAAGGCCCUGUACAGCGGCAAGAUAGCAUACCGGGGCGUCGUGCCCAUAGACAAGCUCCCAAAGGAAACGUGGCCGGGGCGGUCCUGGUCGGUGAUAUGGAUGGCCCGGCACAAGCACUUCCUCGUCUUCCCCAUCAGCCAGUCCCGGUCCCUCAACAUCGUCGCCUUCAUCUCCAAGCGCGAGGACGAGAUCCCGGACCUGCGCGAGAGCUGGACCAGCACCUGCGACCGGCGCGAGCUGGAGGAGGACUUUGGGGACUGCGAGGACACGGUCCAGAAGGUCAUCCGGCUCAUGCCCGAGCGCCCGUCCAAGUGGCGCAUCAACGACCACGAGCCCGUGCCGCAGUGGGUCUUCCUCGACGGCAAGGUCGCGCUCCUCGGGGACGCGUGCCACGCCACGACGCCGCACCAGGGCGCGGGCGCCGGACAGGCUGUGGAGGACGGGUACAUCCUCUCUAAGGCGCUGUCGGACUGGCUGGCGAGGGGGAAGAAGGGCUCGGUGCAGGGGUGGAUGGAGCUCUACCAGCGGAUCCGCCUGCCUCGCGCCCAGAAGGUGGUCACCACGAGCCGCCAGGCAGGCGAGCUGUACGAAUUUGAGUCGCCGGACUUGAUUGACUUGCCAUAUGAUGAGGCGGUACCUAUUGUCGCAGAGCGACUCCAGGAAAGGCUGAAAUGGUUGUGGAUGGAGGAUCUCGACGCGGUCUAUGAGAGGGAGAGGGAGGAAGCGGGACUAUGA
Molecule: messenger RNA, 1323 nt
Organism: Diaporthe citri
Lineage: Eukaryota; Fungi; Ascomycota; Sordariomycetes; Diaporthales; Diaporthaceae
Exons: 2
Coding region: 1-1323 (440 amino acids)
Biological process (GO): secondary metabolite biosynthetic process
Molecular function (GO): FAD binding
Source: RefSeq, a predicted model, not a curated record